CCAAGAAUUAAACAACAUAGGAAGGAGCAAAUAAUAAAGAAAGAAACAGUGUCUUCCAUUUUGAACUGAGAAGCAUACCAUGGAAAAACAUCGCCACCCGCACGACGAAAGUCUCAUGCGGGGUUAGAAAUGCGGCAUUCCAUGGAAGAGAACCCUAACCUCUCUCUCACUCACGAUUCUUCCCUUUCCUCUCCGGAAUUCUUCAAACAAGUCCAAGCUGCUCUCAAGCGCCAUCGCCCUCUCGCCGUUAAUGCCUCUUCAGCUUCAACCCAAUCGCAUACCCUGAGGCCAAAGCGCUCCAUGGUGGCGCACCGAAACGUCGCAAACAGGUCCGAAGGGGAACCUCCGUCCAUUUCGGACACGUUCACCGGUGAAGGUUGUAAGAACGAACCCUCUCUGCCCCUGGAAUCUCAUAGUGUUGGUGCGCACAAGAAGGUUCGUUUUUCAACCGAGAGCAACAAUGCCACUUCACAGCCGCAGGAUAGGGCAUCAAUUGGAUUCAAUCAACAUGUGAAACACCACAAUAUGCAGCAGGCAGAGUCUGAGACUAGUUUGUUAUCUGAGGGAGGCAAGAGUUCUCUGCUUCCAAGGAGAAGAAUAGUUACUGAGGAUCAUCUCCAGCAAUUCAAAAACUUUUUGAGUCAACCAGCUACACUAUCUUCCGUAGUGGGAUUGCCAUGCCCUACAACUACGUCAGUCCAUUCAACUUCAGCUCCAAUGCCGAAUUCUAUAACUCAUUGUGCCAAUUCCUGUAUGGAUAGUGACUCGCAUGUGGCUGCAGAACCUUAUGAUAACCUGAAUGUCAAUCCUCAUCCUAUAACACAAAGGGCUGUUAAAUCACCAUAUGAUUCUCUGAAAGACACCAAUAGAAUGUCAAUUGAUCAAGUGGCAAGUGCAGUUCAAGAAUAUAAUUCACUAAAUGAGGCAGAGAUGACAUUUAAGCACAGUGACCCAUCUAAGGAGCAACAAGGAUGUUUGCUAAAGGAAACUAGUAAAUAUACUUCUUGUUGUAAUGUCAUGUUAAGUAACACGGACAAGCCUGCAGCUGUUACCAACAUACUGCCUCAGGGUCUGACUUCAUCUUCAGAUACAAAGCUGGAAUCUUCUAGGUUAGAAAAGCAAGAAAAAAAUGCAAGUUGUAAAGGACCUUCAGUCGCUCGAAAGAGGACCUAUGACCCUGAGUUGUUUUUUAAAGUCAAUGGCAAGCUUUAUCAAAGGCUUGGCAAGAUAGGAAGUGGUGGAAGCAGUGAGGUGCACAAAGUGAUUUCAUCAGACUGUACUAUCUAUGCACUUAAAAGAAUAAAACUAAAGGGUCGUGAUUAUGCCACAGCAUACAGCUUUUGUCAGGAGAUCGAGUAUCUAAAUAGGCUGAAAGGAAAGAAUAAUAUUAUCCAGCUUAUAGAUUAUGAGGUGACUGACAAGGCUUUGUUUGAGGGAGUCAUGAAUGGCUCCUCCAGUAGUAAAGAUGGUAGAGUUAAGGAUGAUGGAUACAUAUACAUGGUGCUUGAAUAUGGGGAAAUUGAUUUGGCUCAUAUGUUGUCUCAAAAGUGGAAGGAACUAGAUGGGAACAACCAGACUAUAGAUGCGAAUUGGCUUCGGUUUUAUUGGCAGCAAAUUCUUCAGGCUGUCAACACAAUUCAUGAAGAACGUAUUGUGCAUUCUGACUUGAAGCCAGCUAACUUCCUCCUUGUCAAAGGUUCAUUAAAACUGAUUGAUUUCGGUAUAGCCAAAGCAAUAAUGAGUGAUACAACAAACAUCCAACGUGAUUCACAGGUUGGUACUCUAAGUUACAUGUCACCAGAAGCCUUUAUGUGCAAUGAGAGUGAUGCGAGUGGAAGCAUCAUGAAGUGUGGUCGGCCAUCAGAUAUCUGGUCCCUUGGCUGCAUUCUUUAUCAAAUGGUAUAUGGGAGAACACCCUUUUCAGAAUACAAGACAUUUUGGGCCAAAUUCAAAGUUAUAACUGAUCCCAAUCACGAAAUUAUGUACGAACCAGUUUCAAAUCCUUGGCUUCUUGAUCUUAUGAAAAAGUGUCUAGCAUGGGAUCGCAAUGAAAGGUGGAGAAUUCCUCAGUUGCUCCAGCAUCCUUUUUUAGUUCCCCCAGUUCCAUGUCAUCAAUCUUUGUUCCAAGAUCAAACCUUUAAAUUGCUGCAACUUAUAGCUGAAACUUGCAAAAAUGACCCAGAAGCAUCGCAGCUCUGUUUUCAACUUCAACAGGUGCUUGAUAAUCCCAUAAAAUUAACUAGUACUCAUUCAUUAAACUCCCUAGACCAACAGCAUAAAUUACUGUCCCGAAUAUCAGAACUUUGUAUUCAACUACAGAAACGCUUUCCAAAUUCGGAUGAAGAAUAGAUGCUUGUUUCGUGUAAGGUUUUUUUGGGAAUUUAUGAUUUUUUGUCCAAAGCUGUCUGAA
This is a messenger RNA of Vigna angularis (adzuki bean), 2410 nucleotides long. RefSeq names its product serine/threonine-protein kinase MPS1. The record is from RefSeq and is a predicted model, not a curated record. Bases 130 to 2349 code for a protein of 739 amino acids. Lineage: Eukaryota; Viridiplantae; Streptophyta; Magnoliopsida; Fabales; Fabaceae. Gene Ontology annotation, biological process: meiotic spindle assembly checkpoint signaling; chromosome segregation; mitotic spindle assembly checkpoint signaling. Gene Ontology annotation, cellular component: nucleus; spindle; kinetochore. The transcript is spliced from 5 exons. Gene Ontology annotation, molecular function: protein serine/threonine kinase activity; protein serine/threonine/tyrosine kinase activity; ATP binding.